AUGUCCGCGUCCGAGUCUGCCCCGUCCGCGCCGCCCGUCAAAGGGAUGCGUAAAAACGGGAAAAACUGGCAUGAUUCGAAGAAGCCUUUCCGCCCGACCGCGGGUAUGACAUCGUAUGCGAAGAGACUGGAAGCCCGCAAACACCAGGAGGCUGUCAAGGAACAUGAACGGGAAUUGAAGGAGGAGAAGGAGGCCGAGCGGCAGGCACACAUCCAACGCAUCAAGGACCGUCGAGCGGCCAAGGAGGAGAAGGAACGUUAUGAUAAGAUGGCCGAAAAGAUGCAUCGCAAGCGGGUCGAGCGACUGAAGAGACGGGAGAAGCGCAACAAGUUGUUGAACUCGUGA
Molecule: messenger RNA, 345 nt
Organism: Aspergillus terreus NIH2624
Lineage: Eukaryota; Fungi; Ascomycota; Eurotiomycetes; Eurotiales; Aspergillaceae
Product: CGR1 family protein
Exons: 3
Coding region: 1-345 (114 amino acids)
Source: RefSeq, a predicted model, not a curated record